Molecule: messenger RNA, 1092 nt
Organism: Microthlaspi erraticum
Lineage: Eukaryota; Viridiplantae; Streptophyta; Magnoliopsida; Brassicales; Brassicaceae
Source: the annotation of a GenBank genome assembly
AUGAUUGCUCUCGGAGCAUCAGUGGCUGGAGUGUUUGCUCUCCUGGUUAUCUUGGCCAUCUUUUUCGUCGUUAGAAGGAAAAAUGGAAAAAGUACUGAGGUUCCGGGACCUCCAUCAAUCAUAACAAAAGACCGCAGGAUCACGUAUCCCGAGGUACUGAAGAUGACAAACAACUUCGAGAGAGUUAUUGGUAAAGGUGGCUUUGGAACAGUGUAUCAUGGAAACUUGGGUGAUGCUCAAGUAGCUGUGAAAAUGCUCUCUCAUUCAUCAGCUCAAGGUUAUAAAGAGUUCAAAGCAGAGGUUGAGCUUCUUUUAGGAGUUCACCAUAGGCAUUUGGUGGGACUUGUUGGUUACUGUGAUGAUGGAGAUAAAUUCGCUUUGAUCUAUGAAUACAUGGCAAACGGAGACCUAAGAGAGAAUCUGCAAGGGAAACGUGGAGGCAAUGUUCUAACCUGGGAAAACAGAAUGCAAAUAGCUGUAGAGGCAGCACAAGGAUUGGAGUAUCUACACAAUGGAAGUAUACCUCCUAUGGUCCAUAGAGAUGUGAAAACUACAAACAUCUUAUUGAAUGAGCGGUCUCAAGCAAAACUAGCUGACUUUGGGCUAUCUAGAUCUUUCCCAGUCGAUGGAGAAUCUAAUGUCAUGACAGUCGUUGCUGGAACACCUGGUUACCUAGACCCUGAAUACUACAAAACCAACUGGCUAAGCGAGAAGAGUGAUGUGUACAGCUUCGGUGUUGUGCUGUUAGAGAUAGUCACAAACCAGCCUGUGAUAGAUAAAAACCGAGAGAAACCUCACAUCAAUGAAUGGGUUGGCUUCAUGCUCACCAAAGGAGACAUCAGGAGCAUCAUUGACCCGAAACUCAUGGGGGACUAUGACACAAACGGUGCGUGGAAGAUUGUAGAGCUGGCUCUGGCCUGUAUGAACCCAUCUUCGAACCGGAGACCAACAAUGGCACACGUUGUGAUGGAGCUAAACGAGUGUGUGGCCUUGGAAAUUGCAAGAAGACAAGGUAGUGAAGAUAUGUUCCCAAAGGGUUCUGCUCUGUUUAGCUCAUCUUCUGCUUCUGAUUUUGGCCCUAGAGCGAGAUGA